CUUCUUGAGUAUCAAUGGUUUUAAAGGCUCUCCGAGUUCCAAGAACACCAAUAUACUCCAAGAAACUCUAAAGUAGACUCUGUGAGAUUUAGGACUUCUCAAGAUUUUGAGAAUGGCGAAUCAACAUUUCUUCAAGCCUCUUCUUCCUGGCUUUCACAGCCACUUGACAAUUCCUGUAGUCUUCUUCUUGAAGCAUAUAGAAGGAAGAGAUGACCAGAAGAUGGCAGAGCUAAGAUCAGAUGCGUCGAAGAUAACUUGGAAAGUGAAGAUAGAUGGACAGAGACUCACUGACGGUUGGAAAGAGUUUGCUUUAGCACAUGAUCUUCGAAUCGGUGACAUUGUCAUUUUCAGACAAGAGAGUGACUUGUCUUUCCAUGUGACACUAUUAGGACCUAGUUGUUGUGAGAUUCAAUAUGGUUCGUGUUUAGACGAAGAGACCAAUCUCGAGAAGAAGAAGAAUCCAAAUGGAGAAGCAGAGACUUCUUCACUAGGUCGCUCUUGUUUUGUGGCUAAAGUCGCGCCUUCGAGUCUAAGUUAUGACUCAAUGCAUCUUCCAAGGCCUUUUGUGAGAGAAAAUGGUGUAGUCACUGGAUCUGGAGAGAUUGUUCUGAUGAAUGAAAAGGGCAGAUCAUGGAAGUUAAAAUUGAGACAAAAGCCAUCAUGCGGAACGGUUUAUGUUAAAGGAGGGUGGGUGAGUUUUUGUGAUGCCAAUGGACUUAGAGCUGGAGAUAUCUACACUUUCAAACUGAUCCAAAGAGGAGGAACUCUUGUUCUACGUUUGUUACCCAAUGAGUCAGAAGAAGAAGCUCAUGAUGCGUCUCUUUCCGCAGAACCGGAAAGCGAUGCAGGAAGCAAUCUUGAGAUGAUUCAAAGGAAGGAGACAGUGAAGAAGAAUGUAACAAGAGAGGCAGAGUCUUCUUCACUAGAUCCCUCUUGUUUUGUGGCUAAUGUCGCGCCUUCGUCUCUACGCUAUGACACACUGUAUCUUCCAAGGCGUUUUAUGAGGGAAAAUGGUCUAGACAAAAGAUGUGGAAAGAUGAUUUUGAUGAACGAAAAGGGCAAAUCAUGGACUUUAGAUUUGAAACAAAAGAAAUCAUGCGGAACUUCUUUAAUCAAACGAGGAUGGAGUAGUUUCUGUCGUGCCAAUGGACUUAGAGCUGGAAGUAUCAUAACUUUCAAACUGAUAAAAAAAGGAGGAAAUCUUGUUCUACGUUUGCUCACCAACGAGCCAAAAGAAGAAGAUGAGUGCUCAGAAGCUAAUGAAGUAGAGUCUCUUUCGACAGAUCAAGAAAGCAAUGAAGAGAGCCACGACGAGAAAAUCUCAAGAAGAAAGGAAAAGAAGGGUAACUUGAUGUGGAAAGCUUCAUCUUCACCAUCCGAAAACCGAUUUGUGACAUUAACUCUUACACCUUACAACAUCCUACGUUCUGUACUGGUUAGUUUCAUCACUCCAGGCCAUUUUCUUUUUAACAGUUUAUCAAAUGUGAAUCUUUUGUGUGAAUCUUUGUUUCAGCGUCUUCCGAUUCCUUUCACGAGGAUGAAUGGCAUCAACGAAGACACUAAAAUGACUCUGUUGGAUAAACAUGGUACGAAGUGGUUAACCACUCUGCGGUUGGUGGACUACAAAAGUAAAAGAUUAAGAAUGGCAGGAGGCUGGCAAGGAUUCAUCCAAGCUAACUGUGUGAAGGCAAACGAAUCCAUCAUGUUAGAGCUGAUUUGGGAAGAAGACACAAGUUGUAUCCUGAAAUUCUGCUCCAAGGUGAAGCUAUGAACCAAAUGAAACCGUAUAUGAGUUUAAUAUUGAAAUGAAUCAAUGUUUGACUCUUUUCUUUGGUAAGAUUUAACUAAUGGUUGGCUUAACUCUUGAGGUCCAUCCAAUUAUAGUAUGUUUUUCUAAGUAUGUUGUAUGAUCCGACUGAGAUCAUUGGCCUUAUGGUGUGGAAGUUGUGAAUGUUAGUUUGGCUUUAGAAAGGUUACAUUACAUUACUAUUGUAGAAUGUUUUUGUUUUUCCUCUUAGAGACAUCUCCUUUCUCCUC
Molecule: messenger RNA, 2037 nt
Organism: Arabidopsis lyrata subsp. lyrata
Lineage: Eukaryota; Viridiplantae; Streptophyta; Magnoliopsida; Brassicales; Brassicaceae
Product: B3 domain-containing protein REM14
Exons: 6
Coding region: 113-1771 (552 amino acids)
Molecular function (GO): DNA binding
Source: RefSeq, a predicted model, not a curated record